CUUUUCUUUGCCUCCAGCUUCGAAAGGAAUUUUUCUCUUCCAGUAUUAAGAAUGCAUAUUGAGAAUUACAUAAAAUGUGCAAUUAUGUUUUGGCGUAAUGCUUCAUCUAACCAAUAGCAAGAGAACCUGGUACCUGAUUUUAGCGCCUCCGAUCGCGAGGCGGUGAGAUCAACAAAUCAAUUUAAUAUUUCCUUUUCUGUUGAUUACUGACUUGACCGGCUUUCUUACCCAACACGCCUUUUUUUACUUCAAGGCAUCUCUUCCCCUGGAAAUUAGACUUCCUAUCUCCUCAGUUGUCAAUAUGGCCUCACUUCACUCAGUCUACAUUGUCGCCGCUGUGAGAACUCCUGUUGGUUCUCUUCUGGGGUCUCUUUCCAGCUUGAGUGCCAUUCAACUCGGUGGAAUUGCUAUCAAAGCUGCCGUUGAGCGUGUGCCUGAGAUCAAGGCCGAGGAUGUCGAAGAGCUUUUCAUGGGCAAUGUCUUAUCUGCCAAUCUUGGUCAGAACCCUGCACGUCAAUGUGCCGUCGCUGGUGGCCUCCCGGAAUCUGUCGCAUGUACGACUGUUAACAAGGUGUGCGCGUCUGGCAUGAAGGCAAUCAUCCUUGGUGCCCAGACUAUCAUGACUGGCAAUGCCGACAUCGUUGUUGCUGGUGGCACUGAGUCCAUGACCAAUACUCCUCACUACAUCACCGGAAUGCGUAGCGGGAUCAAGUUCGGUGAUCAAACCAUGGUUGAUGGUGUCUUGAAGGACGGCUUGACCGAUGCAUAUGGCAAGAAGGAGCACAUGGGUAUGGCCGCAGAGGAGUGUUCGGAAGAUCACAGCAUUACCAGAGAACAACAAGACGAAUAUGCCAUCAGGUCUUACCAGAAGGCACAAAAGGCAACCGAGGCUGGGCUUUUCAAGACUGAAAUUGUGCCAGUUGAGAUCAGUGGUGGACGUGGCAAGCCUGCAAUCAAGAUUGAGAAGGACGAUGAGGUUAAGAAUCUGAAUAUCGAAAAGUUGAAGGCCAUGAGACCGGCAUUCAAGCCAAAUGGAGGCACUGUCACAGCUCCAAACGCUGCCCCUCUCAAUGAUGGUGCAUCGGCCUUGGUUCUUGUUUCGGAAACCAAGCUUAAGGAGCUUGGUAUCAAGCCUCUGGCGAAGAUUCUUGGCUGGGGAGAUGCCUCGAAAGCUCCAAGCAAGUUCACCACUGCUCCAGCUUUGGCUAUCCCAAAAGCUAUCAAGCAUGCCAAGAUCGAUGCUUCCCAAGUCUCCUUUUACGAAAUCAACGAGGCAUUCUCUGUUGUUGCUUUGGCCAACAUGAAGAUCCUCGGGUUAGAUGAAUCAAAGGUCAACAUCCACGGAGGUUCAGUUGCUAUUGGACAUCCUCUUGGUUGCUCUGGGGCCAGAAUCACCACUACCUUGAUCAAUGUGUUGAGAGAGCAGAAGGCGAAGAUUGGUGUUGCUGGUAUUUGCAAUGGAGGAGGUGGAGCAUCUGCCAUUGUCAUUGAAUCGUUGCAGUAAAUAAUCUACUCUUAAUAGACGUCACAUACCUAGGUAGAAGCACCUUAAUAAUUCAACGAGCCACAACAAGUACAGUACUUAGAUACAUUCUAACAAUCAUGUUUGGUCCUCG
Molecule: messenger RNA, 1616 nt
Organism: Mollisia scopiformis
Lineage: Eukaryota; Fungi; Ascomycota; Leotiomycetes; Helotiales; Mollisiaceae
Product: thiolase
Exons: 4
Coding region: 302-1504 (400 amino acids)
Biological process (GO): fatty acid beta-oxidation; ergosterol biosynthetic process
Molecular function (GO): acetyl-CoA C-acetyltransferase activity
Source: RefSeq, a predicted model, not a curated record